AUGGGGCUGCACUUCAAAGGCGAGAAGCCUAUGAAGAAGACAAAGAGCAAGUCGCGCUCGACUGGCGGGCCCGCAAAGGAUGACCCGGACGCCCACCUCGAAGGAUGGAUCCCCGCUCCUUCGCCUGCUCUCCUGCUCGGCCCGUCGUAUUUGACGCUGCCAGCGACCGACCUGACGCCCGCUGUGUGCGUCGCACUCAACCCGACCACCGGCAAAGUCUACCCGCACGUCCUCCCGUCCGCUGGAACCGAAUCCUCCGCCGCCGCCCUCUCUCGCGCAACCUCCUCAGCCGCCCAGCUCGCCUCGCUCGACCCGGAGGAACUCGAAGCGCUCGUUGACCCAACAGACGCGGCCGCUCUUGGUCUCUCGGCGACGGAGCACUCGGAACCGAGCGAUGUCAACCAUGUCUGGGUGUGCGCACGCAUCCCCGACACGAACGACAAGGUCACGUUCAGGUCGGGAGGAGGGAAAUUUCUGGCUUGCGACGAAUACGGGAGGGUUAGUGCCGAGAGGGAGGCGCGAGGAAUGCAGGAGGAGUGGACUCUCGAGGAACCCGCUAGCGGGAAGGACGGCGCCGGCUCGGGCAGGAUGGUCAUCAAGAGCGCUUACGGGAAGUACUUGAGCGUCGACAUUGUCGCGGGAGGCAAGGUGGAACUGCGAGGAGACGAGGAAAAGGAGAGUUCGACGGAACGGUGGAGGUUGAUGAUGCAGGGAGAGUACGUCGUCAAGGCGAAGAAGCAGUACAACGACCGGAACGGCAUCAAGACGGUCGCCGACACGGGCUACACUGUCGUGACGGACCUCGCCGGAGCCGAAAUCGACGCGAUCAAGAAGUACCACCACCACGGUCGCGGGUCAGACGCAGUUGGGACGGAGGAGGACAAGCGCGCACUCAAGAAGGCGAGGAAGGAAGGGAAGCUUGCGGAGGCGAUGCUUGACCGGCGUGCCAAGCUCAAGAGCGAUCGAUACUGCUGA
Molecule: messenger RNA, 975 nt
Organism: Rhodotorula toruloides NP11
Lineage: Eukaryota; Fungi; Basidiomycota; Microbotryomycetes; Sporidiobolales; Sporidiobolaceae
Product: actin-bundling protein
Exons: 3
Coding region: 1-975 (324 amino acids)
Cellular component (GO): striated muscle dense body; catalytic step 2 spliceosome; nucleolus
Molecular function (GO): actin filament binding
Source: RefSeq, a predicted model, not a curated record